Molecule: messenger RNA, 617 nt
Organism: Aplysia californica (California sea hare)
Lineage: Eukaryota; Metazoa; Mollusca; Gastropoda; Aplysiida; Aplysiidae
Product: eukaryotic translation initiation factor 4E type 2
Biological process (GO): translational initiation
Cellular component (GO): cytoplasm; eukaryotic translation initiation factor 4F complex
Molecular function (GO): RNA 7-methylguanosine cap binding; translation initiation factor activity
Source: RefSeq, a predicted model, not a curated record
AUGGGGAUAGCCCUGUGGGAGUGUCGGAGCAUUGUUUGGGAGAAUUUUGUCAGUAUUUGCCUUCUGACUACUUACCUCCCCCUCCCCCCAUUGUUCCCCCAGAAACCCGGAGAAGGAGAACACCCGCUCCAGUACAACUACGCCCUCUGGUACUCCCGCCGCUCACAGAACAACAAGUCCGUCAGAUACGACCAGAAUCUCAAGUUCAUCGCGUCUUUUGCAUCGGUGGAGCAGUUCUGGAACAUCUACAGCUACAUCGUGCGGGCGGGGGACAUGACUGGCCACGUGGACUAUCAUCUGUUCAAGGAAGGCGUCCGGCCAAUGUGGGAGGACGAAGCGAACAAGCACGGAGGCAAGUGGAUCAUCCGUCUGAAGAAAGGCCUGGCAUCUCGGUGCUGGGAGAACCUCAUCCUGGCCAUGCUUGGGGAGCAGUUCAUGGUUGGGGAGGAGAUUUGUGGCGCCGUCAUUUCCAUACGGUUUCAGGAUGACAUCUUGUCUCUGUGGAACCGCAGCAACGACCAGACCAUCACGUCACGCAUCCGCGACACGCUGCAACGUGUUCUCAACCUGCCCCCCAACACCAUCAUGGAGUACAAGGCACACACAGAGAGCAUGAA